Vicugna pacos (alpaca) is the source of this 540-nucleotide messenger RNA. RefSeq names its product small integral membrane protein 23 (gene SMIM23). NCBI's taxonomy places the organism in Eukaryota, Metazoa, Chordata, Mammalia, Artiodactyla, Camelidae. The record is from RefSeq and is a predicted model, not a curated record.
CCCCACCUUCUGUGACAUCAGAACCCAUUGCUGCGGGGAUGCCUGGUGACCAGAGGCCGGGGGAGGGGCGGGGAGGGUACCAAUUUGCCUGUCCAGUGGGGAUCUGGCCAGGCGGCCUGACCUGAGGCCAUGGUGAUCCAGCAGGUGGGCAGCAGGGGGCAAGUGGCAGCUGAGAGAAGGAGCAGUCGCAGCGAGGACAAGAAGCAGACGCUGUUGGCGUUGCUGAUCUUAGUGCUGUAUGUGGGCACAGGGAUCUCAGGAAGAAGCUGGGAGGUGUCAGAAAGAAUCAGAGAAUGUAACUACCCGCAGAAUCCUAUGACUUCCCAGGCGUUCGAAUAUCAGACCCAUGACCCCUCGGAAGAGCCAAUCAAGGUCAUCCAGACCUGGCUGAAGGAGAACUUGCAUGUGUUCUUGGAGAAGCUAGAGAAAGAGGUGCGAGAGCUGGAGCAGCUGGUGCAGGACCUGGAGGACUGGCUGGAUGCGCUUCUGGGAGAGGGGCACCGGGAGGAGCCCUGCUCCACCCUCAGAAGUCACUUGUGA